AUGAGUGACCAUAACACAUCAAAAAAGAAGAACAAGGGAAAAAGUACAUUAGAUGCAUAUUUAAAAAAAAAAAAAAGAACACAAGAGGAUAGCACAACAUCUCCAAUUGCUCCUCAAAAUCAAAAUGAGAAUGAAGCUUCUCCUUCUGCUCCAUAUACAACUGCUCCAACUAGAGAAAGAGUAAAUCAAUUUGAUAUCAACUCUAUCUCAUAUGAUCCUGGACAAAGGAAAAGAAUUACCGAUUAUCAUCCUGAUGAUCAAGAUGCAGUUCGAAGAGCAUAUAUUCAAAGAAAAGUUAUUCAGCCACGUGAUCAUAACUUUCAACAAAGAUUUGUUAGAGGUGGAAUGCGUCGUUUUAAUCCUGACUGGUAUGAUGCUUACAAAACUUGGCUUGAGUAUAGUAUUGCAAAAGAAGCUGCAUUUUGCUUUGUUUGUUAUCUGUUUAGAGAUGAUAUAGGUGUUGUGGAUGGCGAUGGACAUGAUGCUUUUGUUACAAAAGGUUUUCAAGGUUGGAAUAGACCACGUGCUUUUUCUAAGCAUGUUGGUACUAUUAAUAGUGUUCAUAAUAAGUGUAUGGAGAAAUACAAUGCUUUAAUUGAUCCACAAGCAUCUAUUCAAAAUGUUUUAUCUCCAGUAACUCCGCAAGCUAGAAAGGAUUACCGAACAUGUUUGAUUGCUUCACUUGACUGUUUGAGAUACCUUUUACUUCAAGGUAUGGAGAUUCGUGGUCAUGAUGAGAGUGAAAAUUCUUUUAAUCGGAGAAAUUUUCGUGAACUUUUAAAAUGGUAUGCUAAAAGGAAAAGUUGUUUUGAAAAAUGCACCGGGAAAUAA
Messenger RNA from Spinacia oleracea (spinach), 831 nucleotides. RefSeq lists its product as uncharacterized. The transcript has a single exon. The coding region runs from base 1 to 831 and encodes 276 amino acids. The record is from RefSeq and is a predicted model, not a curated record. NCBI's taxonomy places the organism in Eukaryota, Viridiplantae, Streptophyta, Magnoliopsida, Caryophyllales, Amaranthaceae.